This is a messenger RNA of Mangifera indica (mango), 2278 nucleotides long. Its product is annotated as transcription factor bHLH63-like. Gene Ontology annotation, molecular function: protein dimerization activity; DNA-binding transcription factor activity. Gene Ontology annotation, biological process: regulation of DNA-templated transcription. NCBI's taxonomy places the organism in Eukaryota, Viridiplantae, Streptophyta, Magnoliopsida, Sapindales, Anacardiaceae. The record is from RefSeq and is a predicted model, not a curated record. Bases 789 to 2090 code for a protein of 433 amino acids. The transcript is spliced from 7 exons. Gene Ontology annotation, cellular component: nucleus.
UAAAGAACUUCUCAAGUGUUAAUCUCUUACAUUGCAGCGUCCCAGGUGCCAAUCUGCCAAUCACAGAAAUUAGACACGUUCGGCAUCUGUCAUGUAACAGAGGAGGCCUGGUUUCCCCCCAUCCUGCUCGGCCAGAAUCCCGCGGUCAGGCUCGCCGCAGCAGCUGGCAGUUAUGAAACGGAUUAUCCCUUUUUUUUUUUUUUAUUGUGGGUUUGUGAAAUUGUGAGUUCCUAUGCAAAUUCAGCAAUUUGUUUUUUAAUUAUAAAAAAAAAAAAAAAUCUGCUUUGAAAAAUUUACACUGUAAAAUUUAUGCGUUGAAUGUUAACCUUGGUCAAUCCGAAGAAAUAAACCCACUUUCUAAUCCAAGCUUUAGACACUCCACGUGGCAGUCAUGUCAGCACGUCCCAUCACCCACAGCCUCCGGUGAUGGCUACAUUCCAUGGCUCUCUGCCCAAUUGCCUCCUCUCUCUCUCUCUCUCUCUCAAUUUAUAUAUAAAUAAGAGUCUAUGUUCAAAACUCACUCUUUAAAAUUCCGAUCACUUGUCUCAUUUUCCGGCGACUAAUUUUUUUUAAUGUUAUCUCUUUACAUAUAUUAUCCCAAAUCGUAAAUUUAAACUACAAAAAGCCCACGUAUUCAAAUUGUACCUUCUCUUCACAACGAACUCGUGUUCACCAGGCUGCAUAUGAAACCCACCUGCCUAACUCUUCAACAAUCUCAACCACUUCUACUUGCUCUGCUACUUUGUUUUGGUUCAAGUCUUUUUUGAGUUCGUUCUGAUUUCAUACAAAUGAUGAAUAGAAGAGUGGUGCCGGCGGCUGCUGAGAUGUUGCACUGUAUGGACAUGACAGCGUUGGAGCGGGAACGUGCUCGUAUGAAGUGGCAUCAGGAGCAGUUUCAUGUGGUACAACAACCGCAGCAUCAGCAGCAGGAGAGUUUUUUUAGUGAGUUGAGUGGAGUGUUUUCUGUGCCGAGUCAGGUGCAGAGUUUUGAAGGUGGUUUACUGGGUGGUGGUGCUGGUGGUGGCUCGGUGUUGGGGCCGGUCAAGGCUGACCCAGCAUUAGAGAAUGGGUGGCCAGACUUGGGGAAGGUUACGUUUCCUGGUUAUGGUUUUGGGCCUUGUGGGCUGGGUUUUGAUGCCAAUAAUGCCAUUUCAAGGACUACUAGCGACCCGCCGGCGGUGGCUGCCGAGGCUAGGUUGGAGUCCAGUGUUUUGAGUGAUAAAAUGAAUGCUGCAGUUGGAAGAGAAAGCUUCAAGAAGAGGAAAGCCGAUAAGGUCCAAAACGCCAAGUGCGUGCAGGCUGGAGCAGAGGAUGAGGCCAAAGACAAAAGGAUGAAAGGAUGUGCAGAAGAGGGAGAGUCAAAGAUCACAGAGCAAAACAACAACAAAAAUAACAGCAAUAACAACAGAGAAACAUCUGGUGAUACUUCUAAAGAUAAUUCAAAAGUUUCUGAGGUUCAAAAGCGUGAUUACAUUCAUGUCCGGGCUCGCCGUGGUCAAGCCACUGACAGUCAUAGCUUAGCUGAAAGAGUUAGAAGGGAAAAAAUCAGUGAAAGAAUGAAGUAUUUGCAAGAUUUAGUACCAGGCUGCAACAAGAUCACUGGAAAAGCUGGAAUGCUCGAUGAAAUCAUCAAUUAUGUUCAAUCUCUUCAAAGACAAGUAGAGUUCCUGUCAAUGAAACUAGCUGCUGUGAAUCCCAGGCUUGACUUCAACAUUGGCAGCUUCUUUGCCAAAGAGGAGUUUCCUGCACUUCCACCCAACUUUUCACCAAUUGGAAUAACAUCAGAAAUGAAUAAUCCUGCUUAUCUUCCGUUCAAUCCUGUACCACAAGUAGUUUCAUGCCCUGGAUUGGAAAUGGGAAUCAAUCCUUCUGACAUGGGGCUACGGAGAACUAUCAGUGUUCCUGUGUCGAUCCCGGAAACAUUUCUUGAUCCAUCUUGCUUCACUCUACAGCCCUCUCCAGUCUGGGAUGCUGAUUUACAAAAUUUUUGCAAUUUGGCCUUAGAUCAAGGAAGAUCAACAACACCAAGCUUCCCACCUCAACCAUUUACAGGUUCCAUUGAGGCUAGCAAUCUAAAGAUGGAGAUGUGAAUCAGAGAAAGAGUCAUCAUCCAAUUCCUUUGAUUAGCUAUUGUUUCCUAAUUCCUUUGAUUAGCUAUUGUUUCCUGAUGCCUUUGGUUCAGGUUUUUAUCUGGUUGGCUAAGUACAUAGCGUAUAUAAAUAUUUGUAUGUAUACUUGUGACAUAGUAUUGAAUAAGACUAAUACCUAUUAACUUUAA